Messenger RNA from Exophiala viscosa, 1023 nucleotides. RefSeq names its product cell division cycle protein. Lineage: Eukaryota; Fungi; Ascomycota; Eurotiomycetes; Chaetothyriales; Herpotrichiellaceae. The transcript has a single exon. The coding region runs from base 1 to 1023 and encodes 340 amino acids. The record is from RefSeq and is a predicted model, not a curated record. Gene Ontology annotation, cellular component: cytoplasm.
AUGGCAGAAGAAACACCAAAGCCUCUAAGGUCUCUACCGUUUCCACCAGUAACGGCAUCUCACAUCCUGAACUGCUCAUUCCAUUCAUGGCAUCCCCGGUUCCGAACACUCACCCCCAAAGCCAGACUCAUUCAACUUUCAGACCCGUUUCUGGACUACUUACGUUCUGACGGCAUCAUCUUACCUCCAGAGAAUGCUCCUAACGACCAGGACAGCGGCUUCCAAGAUGAGGAAGAAGAAGCAGACCCUUCUGGACUAUGGGCUGAUGUCCAUGACCGUGUCCGAUCCACCAUUGCGGAACUAGGUGGCAAGGUAGUACCAAAACUCAACUGGUCGGCUCCAAAAGACGCAACCUGGAUGGCCACGACUAAUGACAUGGAAUGUCGAACACCCAACGAUAUCUACCUCCUACUAAAAUCCAGCGACUUCAUCACACACGAUCUUGAGCAAGCAUUCGAUGGCUGUGUUGACCGCGCUGAAGUGCCUUAUCAUCUUGUCCUACGGAAGUCAUUCAACCUCAAUCCCUCGUUAGAGUUUCGAUGUUUCGUCCGAAACAAAAAACUCAUCGCCAUCAGCCAGCGAGAGAUGAAUUACUUCGACUUUCUUUUCGACUUGAGACAAUUAUUCAAAGCCAAAGUCCAGGAUUUCCUGGAGCUCCUGUCUGACUUCCCAGACGACAACUUCGUGUUUGACGUGUACAUUCCUCCUCCGCACAAGCGUGUCUGGCUAAUCGACAUAAACCCCUGGGCUCCAAGGACGGACCCACUGCUCUUCUCCUGGCUCGAGCUGUUGUCCAUACCGGAAAUAGUUGAGGAUACCAUUUAUGAUCCCGAGUUUCGGCUUAUCCACAGAGACGAUCCAGAAGCAUACCAAUUUGCGGCGACAAAGUACAGCGCACAUAAGAUGCCAAAAGAUGUUGUCGACGCCAGUAUGACCCCUGGAGACAUGAAAAAUAUGAUGGAGGAAUGGAAGAAAGUGAUGGAUAAGCAAUUGGAAGACGAGUCUGAUGAUGAAGAGGGCUGA